Zasmidium cellare ATCC 36951 is the source of this 1044-nucleotide messenger RNA. RefSeq lists its product as uncharacterized. Lineage: Eukaryota; Fungi; Ascomycota; Dothideomycetes; Mycosphaerellales; Mycosphaerellaceae. The record is from RefSeq and is a predicted model, not a curated record. Gene Ontology annotation, molecular function: oxidoreductase activity, acting on the CH-CH group of donors, NAD or NADP as acceptor. The transcript has a single exon. The coding region runs from base 1 to 1044 and encodes 347 amino acids.
AUGGCUCCGAACAAAAGUUUCGUCUUCAACAAUGUGCCAACUGGCCUGCCAGUCGUUGGCGAGCACAUAUCGAUCAAAGAUGCCGCCUACGACUCCGACGCAGACUGCCCUGCGGGCGGCGUUUUGGUCAAAUCUCUCUACGCCAGUAUCGACCCUUACCACAGGUCUCGCAUGCGACCAGCGCACAUCAAAUCGUACCAACCUGCCUUGGAGCCUGGAAAUCCUUUGAUUGCGAGGAGUAUUGGCAAGAUCGUCAAAUCCGACAGUGAAACCUUCCCUGUCGACAGCCUUGUUGUUGGCAACCUGCCAAUCCAAGAAUACACCACGGUCGGAAAGGAGUUGAUGCACUUCCUCAAACCAUUGGAAGAGAAAUCCAAGAUCUCUGAUCUACGUGUCCACCUUGGCGCGUUGGGAGUGCCUGGUCUUACAGCGUACGGAGGUCUCUACGAAAUCGGCAAGCCCGCCAAAGGGCAGACUAUCUUCGUUUCGGCAGCAAGCGGCGCAGUUGGACAGAUGGUCGGUCAGCUCGCCAAACUCGAAGGCAUGAAAGUCAUCGGAAGCGUUGGAUCAGACAAGAAACUUGACUACAUCACUUCCGACCUAGGCUUCGACUCAGGCUUCAACUACAAGAAGGAGAGUCCAGCCGAAGCUCUGGCCCGACUCGCCCCCGAAGGCAUUGAUGUUUACUUCGACAACGUCGGAGCAGAGCAUCUUGACGCCGCAAUCGUUGCGAUGAACGACUUCGGGAGAGUGGUCAUGUGCGGCACAAUCGCUGACUACAACACUGCUAAGGAGGAUCACUAUCCUCUGCGAUCAUAUGAUCUCAUCUUUUCGAAGAGGCUCACUGUCCGGGGCUUCAUUGUGUCCGACAAGGAUAUCGCCCCAAAGUAUGCUGCAGAACAUCAGCAGCGAGUGCGACAAUUGCUGGAGGAUGAUGCAAUUCGUGUGAAGACGUGGGAAGUCGAAGGCAUUGAUAAGGCACCGGAUGCGUUCUUGGCUUUAUUCACAGGAGGAAACUUUGGCAAGGCUGUGCUCAAGUUUUGA